GCCGCACCGAAUUCCUGCCUGUUCGUGCUAGCCACCAUCUACUCGACUCUCGCUCAAUAGAUAACCUCUUGCCCGGCUCCUGCUGCUUGCAAUACCCUGUUGAAACCACCUCUGAAGCUUCCGCGCCAUAGCUCGGUAAGAUGUCCACGCUCUUUGGAUCAUCACCCGCUGCGGCUGCCACCACAAGCACCACCGGAGAUCUGUCAAAGGAUGUCGCUUUGGUGCAACCGCCAGAGGACAGCACAUCUCAUCUCGCAUUCUCGCCGCAGGGCGACUUUCUCGCGGUCUCGUCAUGGGACAAAAAGGUCCGGAUAUACCAAGUGAACGAGCAGGGGCAGAGCGAGGGGAAGGCUGCUAUGGAUUUUGACGCCCCGGUCUUGGGUUGCGCAUGGUCAGAGGACGGACAAAAAGUCGCAGGCUGCGGUGCCGACAAGACUUUUCGGCUCCUUGACCUGGGAUCGGGCAAUAUGACUCCGCAGACUCUGGUCGCUCACGAACAGCCCGUCCGAGCGUGUCGCUUCGCCACUAUCAAUAACUCGCCCAUUCUCAUUACCGGCUCGUGGGACCGAACCGUCAAAUACUGGGAUCUGCGAACCCCAAACCCGGUCGCAACAUUACAAUGUCAAGAGCGAGUCUACACGAUGGAUGUCAAGAACAAGCUUCUGGUCAUUGGCACUGCAGACAGAUAUAUCAAUAUUGUCGACCUUAACUCGCCCGAGAAAUUUUACAAGUCGGUACAGUCUCCGCUGAAAUUCCAGACUAGAGUGGUUAGUUGCUUCACAGAUGCCACGGGCUUCGCGGUGGGCAGUAUCGAGGGCAGAUGUGCAAUCCAAUAUGUGGAAGAAAAAGCCGCCGACAACAACUUCAGCUUCAAAUGCCACCGCGACACACCCUCCGCCACUGGUCCCAAUCGCGACGUUGCCAACGUCUAUGCUGUCAACGCCAUCUCUUUUCACCCCGUACAUGGAACGUUUUCGACGGCAGGCAGCGAUGGAACUUUCCACUUCUGGGACGGUAAUGCGAAACAUCGUCUCAAGGGUUAUCCAGCAGUGGGCGCGCCAAUCACGGCCACAGCAUUCAAUAGGCAAGGGACAGUGUUUGCGUAUGCGGUAUGCUACGAUUGGAGUCAAGGUUAUCAAAAGAAUACACCUCAAACCCCAAAUAAGAUUAUGUUGCAUGGGGUGCAGCCGGAAGAGGUUAAACCGAGACCCGGAGGAAAGAAGAGAUAGGUUGGACCAGUCGGUACGGGAACAUGACAACCACGACAUCGAAGCCUUGGAGGCUUCGCGAAAACAGGAUCUGCUAGCGCAGAACAUUUGGACAGCAGGCUCGAGAAAACACGAUAAGCAGGCAGAACAACGUCUUGCAGGUUGGGAGGCUUGAUCCAAAUGCAUUGAAGCGUCGGCUCGAACUCGACUACCUGGCAACUUCGUCCAUUGUACGAGAUGCGAGGAUGAACAGAAGUAACAUCCAAGGGAUGGGCUCCGGCCAGGAAACAGGUGAUGAUGGAGACCCAGCACAGCAAAACCAAACAGAUGCAGCGCAGACCUGACUUGACCUCCGCACUGUGCAGUCUGCCCUUGGCCACCUUGGGGCCGCCCCUCGGACGCAUGCCGAUCCUCGAAUGGGAUUAGGAUAGGGCUUUUCGAGGCUGUAUUUGUAUACAUGUACUAGAAAGAGAACGACGCGACACGAAGCAGUCGGUCAAAAAUUGGGGCGAAGCAUGCGAUACCAACACCAACCCUCACGGCUUAUCUGCUUGGUGUCAAGAAUAAUGCCAUCCGUAGCUCAUACAUGCUUGCCUACAUAGCUGGCUACAAGUCGCGGUAGUUACGUAUGUUAACGCACCUACCUACAUGCAUACCUAUACAGCACCAUGCAGC
Molecule: messenger RNA, 1883 nt
Organism: Cladophialophora immunda
Lineage: Eukaryota; Fungi; Ascomycota; Eurotiomycetes; Chaetothyriales; Herpotrichiellaceae
Exons: 2
Coding region: 141-1229 (362 amino acids)
Biological process (GO): transcription-dependent tethering of RNA polymerase II gene DNA at nuclear periphery; RNA export from nucleus
Cellular component (GO): nuclear pore
Molecular function (GO): RNA binding; ubiquitin binding
Source: RefSeq, a predicted model, not a curated record